AUGACCGGCGGUGUCAAGGUCUCCUCCAGCCCUGGGCGGGAGAAGCUGCCCCCACCGAUCGGCCUCGCGCGCCUGCUGUACGGCAAGGCCAUCGGAAGCCGUAGCCGCGGACGCUCCGCCUCCGCCGCGCGGUCCAGCCCCAUGUUCGUGUCGCAGAGUCGGAGCCGUGGCCGUUCCGCCUCGGCGGCGGUGGAAGUGGCUGCCGCCGCCGCCGAGGAGGGCGAGCCUUCGUCGCCCAAGGUCACGUGCAUCGGUCAAGUCCGGAUGCGUAACAAAAACAGGACACCGUGGGGGAAACAUAGGAAGGCGCCUUCGGCCAAGAAGCAGAGGAGUCACUCCUGCCUCGUGUCCUGCCACUGCUUUCACAAGGCUUUCCUCUGUGUCGUGUUUAAGACGCCCCCUGGCGGCAGCGGCGGUGGCCGACGCCGUCUCUGGUUAUGGAGGCGGAGAUGGAGCUGCAUCCAAUCCGGCCGGAGCGAGGAGUAUAAAGAGAGGAAGAAGCUGGAUCCGGUUAAGUCGCCACAGCUACCGGAGUUUAUCACGUGCGCUACGAAGGAAGCGGAUCAAAAAUACGACGACGGCGAAGGGAAAAAUGGGGAGGCGGUGGUCGUGCGCGAGGAGCCACCGGUGCCUUUGUCAUCGGAGACGACAUCUUCUCCGCCGAAGAACGCUCUCCUCCUGAUGCGCUGCCGGUCAGCGCCGCACAACCGGGCGUCCUCGCUCGCCACAGGCCGGUUCGCGUUACCUCCAGACGAGGAGCUCGUGCAGCAGUCCGCUGCCGGAGAAGAAACAACACAGGAGGCGGCGGCGGAAGCGCAAGCGGAAGAGGAACAUCAAGUAGAGGACGACGAGGCAAAAGGGUCAGAAUCUCAGCGGCUGUUAGUGCUGCCGCGGAGCAAGUCAGAGCCGGCGUGGCGGGCGGCGGCGAAGCUGGCUGUCCCGGAGGCCGCCUCCUGCUUCUGGCCCGCCCAGGUCAACGACAAUCGGCUUCACUACUCGAGCCCCACCGACGUCUCCUCCCCACCGCAGUGA
Messenger RNA from Zingiber officinale, 1032 nucleotides. RefSeq lists its product as uncharacterized. Lineage: Eukaryota; Viridiplantae; Streptophyta; Magnoliopsida; Zingiberales; Zingiberaceae. The transcript has a single exon. The record is from RefSeq and is a predicted model, not a curated record. Bases 1 to 1032 code for a protein of 343 amino acids.